AAGGUUGCAGAAAGAAGAUGGCGACCACUGGAAGAACAAAUUUAGGUGAACUACAAAUUACUCAGGAAUCCACAGAUCGGCUAAAACUUUUGUAUCCCGCUGUUAAUGAAGAGGACACUCCAAUACCUCGAUCAUGGAGUCCAAAAGAUAAAUUCAACUUCAUUGGAUUAUCACAAAACAACUUGCGAGCUCAUUAUAAAGGUGUUGGCAAGACGCCAAAAGAUGCGGCCAGCGUUCGAGCAACCCACCCUAUUCCCGUGGCCUGCGGGGUAUAUUACUUUGAGGUGAAGAUCAUCAGUAAAGGCAGAGAUGGAUUUAUGGGUAUAGGAUUAUCUGCUCAAGGUGUUAAUAUGAACAGUCUUCCAGGAUGGCAAAAGCAUUCAUAUGGUUACCAUGGAGAUGAUGGGAACUCAUUCUGCUCAUCCGGCACAGGCCAAUUUUAUGGGCCGACGUUUACUACGGGCGAUGUGAUUGGCUGUUGUGUCAAUCUUAUUGACAGUACCUGCUUCUAUACUAAGAAUGGGGUAAAUCUAGGUGUUGCAUUCACAGAUCUACCGGCCAAGCUGUAUCCCACGAUCGGCCUGCAGACUCCCGGGGAGGUUGUGGAGGCAAACUUUGGACAGAGUCCAUUCAUAUUUGACAUUGAAGAUUACAUGAAGGAGUGGCGUAUGAAAACCAAGUUAACAGUGGAGAGAUUUCCUGUCACCGACCGCAGAGGAGAAUGGCAGACCGCCUUACAACAGAUCGUGUCCACCUAUUUAGUCCACCAUGGUUACUGCUCAACCGCUGAGGCGUUUGCCAGAGCAACCGGACAACCUAUCACCGAAGAAAUUACCUCAAUUAAAAACCGACAGAGAAUACAGAGGCUAGUGCUAGCCGGUAGAAUUGGAGAAGCGAUCGAGGCGACGCAGCAGCUGUACCCGGGCCUGCUGGAGAGGAGCCCCAACUUGUUGUUCACCCUCAAGUGUAGACAGUUUAUCGAGAUGGUCAACGGCACGGACAGUGAGGUGCGCGGUGCGGCAAUACGCAGCCCAAAGUCCUGCCACAACGGCAAUGGCAGCAACCGAUCAAGUCCAAACAUGAGCCCGGUGCACUUAGGGGGCUCCCAGUUGUUAUAUUCACAAAGGACUGGUUCCCGUGGCAACAGCCCGAGUCGAGCCAGCGCGAAGGGAAACACUUCACAGAACCAGAGUUCACCACAACAGAAUUCGCACAGUCUGUCGGAGUUACGCAGACUAGAGGAGCAAAUGAACUCGGCAAACUCGGAACACUUAAUGAUGAAUGGCACGAGUUCACAAGUGAUAGACAAUGACGAUGUAGAGAUGUCUGAUGGGAAGGGCGAGGGUGGGGGGAUGAUGUUGGUGAAAAACGGGAACUCUCAAAGUGUGUGCAUGAACGGCAGUUUACACGAGUGUCACACAGAAGACAUGGAAGUAGACUCGCCUUCAAAUCGUCGACAGUUAUGUGGUGGUAGUCAGACUGCAGUAGAAAAAAUGCUUCGUUACGGCAGGGAACUUCAAGCCACAAGCUUACAGCUAAGAAGAGAGUUUGGUAAAAAUGAAGCCAACAAGAAAGCCCUACAGGAUGCAUUCAGUUUACUGGCGUACUCCGACCCGUGGUCAAGUCCGGUGGGUUACCAGCUACAGCCAGUUCAAAGAGAGUCAGUAUGUGCAGCCUUAAAUAGUGCCAUUUUAGAAUCCAAUGGUUUGCCUAAACAACCUCCACUGGAAGUUGCUAUUGCUCAUGCAACCCAGUGCAUGAAGCUCAUGUCAAAGGAAUCCAUUGGGACUUGUGCUUUCACCAGUGUUUCCGACUACCUGCACUGACAAAGAGACUCAUUAGACAUCUAGGCUAACUCAGACAUAUUGCUUCAUGGAGACGGUCAAGACAUCUGCAUUGCAACACCUGCACGUAACAGAAUCUAGAGUCAAAACACAGAAAUUCAACAUAGCGUCACCUGUAUGUGACCAAAUCUUAGGACAAAACAAAGAAAUCUGCAUAGCAUCGCCUGUAUGUGACAAAAUCUAGAGACUAAAUACAGAAAUCUACAUAGCAUCACCUGUAUGUGACAGAAUCUAGAGACAAUACACAGAAAUCUACAUAGUGUCACCUGUAUGUGACAGAAUCUAGAGACAAUACACAGAAAUCUACAUAGCGUCACCUGUAUGUGACAGAAUCUAGAGACAAUACACAGAAAUCUACAUAGCGUCACCUGUAUGUGACAGAAUCUAGAGACAAAACACAAAAAUCUGCAUAGCGUCACCUGUAUGUGACAGAAUCUAGAG
Molecule: messenger RNA, 2285 nt
Organism: Gigantopelta aegis
Lineage: Eukaryota; Metazoa; Mollusca; Gastropoda; Neomphalida; Peltospiridae
Product: ran-binding protein 9-like
Exons: 12
Coding region: 18-1826 (602 amino acids)
Biological process (GO): cytoskeleton organization; cell surface receptor signaling pathway
Cellular component (GO): cytoplasm
Molecular function (GO): protein binding
Source: RefSeq, a predicted model, not a curated record